This is a messenger RNA of Cyclopterus lumpus (lumpfish), 2799 nucleotides long. RefSeq names its product ATP-binding cassette, sub-family G (WHITE), member 2a (gene abcg2a). The record is from RefSeq and is a predicted model, not a curated record. Lineage: Eukaryota; Metazoa; Chordata; Actinopteri; Perciformes; Cyclopteridae. The transcript has 19 exons. Gene Ontology annotation, cellular component: plasma membrane. Gene Ontology annotation, molecular function: ATP binding; ABC-type transporter activity; ATP hydrolysis activity. The coding region runs from base 391 to 2319 and encodes 642 amino acids.
UGAAGUGAAGAGAUAGAGAGAGAGAGAGACACGCCCACUGCUGCCCUGCUGCCUACUUCUCUUAUCAGUCCAUAAAACCAGGCUUCACUUUCACGGAGACCAACGGCUCUGCGGCCGGUUAACGGUGGACGGUAGACGGUUAACGGUGGACGGUAGACGGUUAACGGUGGACGGUAGACGGUUAACGGUGGACUGUUGACGGUUAACGGUGGACUGCUGACGGUUAACGGUGGACUGUUGACGGUUAACGGUGGACGGUUGACGGUUAACGGUGGACUGUUGACGGUUAACGGUGGACUGUUGACGGUUAACGGUGGACUGCUGACGGUUAACGGGAGACGUCCGUUUCAUCGGGACUGUGCAGCUUCGGCAGGAGGAGCGAGGGUAAAGAUGCCGGAGACCAAAGUGACGAUGGAGCACGGGCUGAACGGAGCCUCAAAGCACCAGUCUGCAGGUGCGCGCUGCGGCGCCACCGUCAGCUUUCACAACAUCGACUACCAGGUGACUCAGGGAGGGAGCUGCCUGCGUUGGAAGAAAGGCACGACCAAGGCCAUCCUCAUCGACCUCAAUGGGCUCAUGAAGCCGGGUCUGAACGCCAUCAUGGGAGCGACAGGAAGUGGAAAGUCAUCGUUCCUGGAUGUUUUGGCGGCCAGGAAGGACCCUGCAGGUUUGUCAGGAGAAGUUUUGAUUGACGGAGCUCAUCAGCCGCCAAACUUCAAGUGUCUGUCUGGAUACGUGGUGCAGGACGACGUGGUGAUGGGGACGCUGACGGUCAGGGAGAACUUCAGGUUCUCUGCGGCGCUGAGACUCCCGAAGUCCGUCUCUCAGAAGGAGAAGGAAGAAAAGGUCGAAAAACUGAUCCAGGAGCUGGGACUGGGCCGGGUGGCCGACUCCAGGGUGGGCACUCAGCUGAUUCGAGGGAUCUCCGGCGGCGAGAGGAAGAGGACGAACAUCGGCAUGGAGCUGAUCAUCGACCCGCCCGUCCUCUUCCUGGACGAACCCACGACCGGCCUCGACGCCAGCACCGCCAACUCCGUCCUGCUGCUGCUGAAGAGGAUGGCCGACAGCGGGCGCACCAUCAUCCUGUCCAUCCACCAGCCUCGAUACUCCAUCUACCGGCUGUUCGACAGCCUCACCCUGCUGGUCAACGGCAAACAGGUGUACCACGGCCCAGCUCAGACCGCACUGGAGUAUUUCUCAGACAUCGGAUACACCUGUGAGCCCCACAACAACCCUGCUGACUUCUUCCUGGACAUCAUUAACGGAGACUCCACGGCCGUCGCCCUCAACAGCGUUAACAAAGAAGAUCCAGAGUCUGUGACGAUGUCCAGACAAGGAAUCGAGGACAAACUGGUGGAGGAAUACAGGAGCAGCAGCUCCUUCAAGCUCACCAAAGCAGAGUUGGAGAGGAUUGUUCAGGGCAAGCCGACGACCACCACGGCUCCCUCCAGAACCAUCACCUACAACACCGGCUUCCUGACCCAGUUCAGAUGGGUUCUCAAGAGAACGUUCCGCAACCUGAUGCUCAACCCUCAGACCUCUGUCGCUCAGAUCGCUGUGACGUUGUUUCUGGCUCUCGUCGUUGGAGCCAUUUUCUUUGACGUCAAGGAGGAUCAGAGCGGAAUGCAGAACAGGUUCGGCGCGCUCUUCUUCAUCACUGUGAAUCAGUGUUUCAGCUCGCUGUCGUCUGCUGAGCUCUUCAUCGCAGAGAGGAAACUCUUCAUUCACGAGUAUAUCAGCGGGUACUACAGGGUGUCGGUGUACUUCCUGUCUAAGAUCCUGUCGGACAUCCUCACGCUGAGGACCUUCCCCGCCAUCAUCUUCAGCUGCGUGGCGUACUUCAUGAUCGGUCUGAAGCCGACAGCCGGGGCCUUUUUCACCUUCAUGUUCACCGUGACUCUGGUCGCCUACACGGCCACCGCCAUGGCUCUGGCCAUCUCAGCCGACCAGACGGUGGUCGCCAUCGCCAACAUCUUCAUGACCAUCGCCUGCGUCUUCAUGAUGAUCUUUGCAGGUCUGUUGGUGAAUCUUCCCUCCAUCGUCAGCUGGCUCUCUUGGUUGAAAUACUUGAGUAUACCACGCUACGGCCUCGGUGCUCUGCAGGUUAACGAGUUCACUGGGCUGAACUUCUGUCGCGGCUUCAACAGCUCCAUCACCCCACCUGGACUCUCCUGUACAGGGGAGGAGUUUCUGGAGGAGCAGGGCGUGGAUUUCUCCACCUGGGGCUUCUGGCAGAACCACCUGGCUCUGGGCGUCAUGACCUUCUGCUUCCUCGCCAUCGCGUACCUCAAACUGCGCUUCAUCAGGAAGUUCACCUAGACCUCCAUCACCACCUAGACCUCCAUCACCACCUGGACCUCCAUCACCACCUAGACCUCCAUCACCACCUGGACCUCCAUCAUCACCUAGACCUCCAUCACCACCUGGACCUCCAUCAUCACCUAGACCUCCAUCAUCACCUAGACCUCCAUCACCACCUGGACCUCCAUCAUCACCUAGACCUCCAUCACCACCUAGACCUCCAUCACCACCUCCGCUUUCAAAAAUGUUUGUACAGAUAUUAUUUGUAAUAUUUGGUAAUCGUCCAGAUCUCGAUUACGGAUCAUUUGUUUGUAGAAUUAAAAUAACGUGUUGUUUAAAGAGACUUAAUGUUGAAGUUAUUCAUUAUUUAUUCACUCAGUGUUUUGAACAAUAAUCAACUGUAUCAGGAUUUUGGCAAUUUAAAGUUCAAAGCCAAAGAAGCAUUUUAUUUUUCACACAAAAACAAUUUUAUAUUCAUAAAUUAAAACACUAAAUGUA